This is a messenger RNA of Pyricularia oryzae 70-15, 3776 nucleotides long. RefSeq names its product adenine phosphoribosyltransferase. NCBI's taxonomy places the organism in Eukaryota, Fungi, Ascomycota, Sordariomycetes, Magnaporthales, Pyriculariaceae. The transcript has a single exon. The record is from RefSeq and is a predicted model, not a curated record. The coding region runs from base 128 to 3646 and encodes 1172 amino acids. Gene Ontology annotation, cellular component: cytoplasm. Gene Ontology annotation, molecular function: phosphomevalonate kinase activity; FAD binding. Gene Ontology annotation, biological process: cholesterol biosynthetic process.
AGUCCAACCAACCACUGGCUUUCAUGACCAAGUCUUGUCGACACCCCUUCUACUACCCCACGUAUUACUUCCUAUCACCCCAAACCAAAUUCUACAGGAGAUUUUGCUCUCCUAUACGUAUCCCAUUAUGGCCACCCUCGACUCUCUAAAAUCGGCCCUCAGGCAGAGAGCCGCCACAGCAACACAAGCACUGCCGCCCUUGUCGGAAGCGCAGUACAGCGCCGGCUUUGACAUGUUUGUCAAGGAGUCGGGAUGGGCGACCUACCAAGACUUCAUCAUACCCCAGCUGUCUCAGCUCGUGGCCCCUCUACUCAACCGGCGUGUCCGCCUCUCGGUGCUCGAGAUUGGACCCGGCCCAAAGAGCGUGUUCGGAUAUCUGCCCGAGCAACAGAGGCAAAAGAUCACAAAGUAUGUUGCAUACGAGCCCAACACCCUCUUUGCUGCGAGACUAGAGGAGUGGUUUCAGUCUGGUUCAGAGCUGGUGCCUCCUCUCCCUUGCCUGAAAACCUCUCCCGAAAUCCGUCACACUCCAUUUGCCCUGGACGGGAAUAACUGCAUGGACGAGCCCGAAGAGGCUUUCGAUCUCGUCUUGUUCUGUCACAGCAUGUACGGAAUGCGCCCCAAAGUCAAGUUUAUCGAGCGAGCACUGGGCAUGCUCGAUGGACGGUUCGACGGUGGAAUGGUGGUGAUCUUCCACCGUGCUGGCAGUCUGCACUUGGACGGCUUGGUGUGCCACUCCACGGCAUCCUUCCCUUCUGGUGUCAUCCGUGUGACGAACGACGACGCGAUCCUGGAUGCCUUCGCCCGCUUCGUUGCUGGGUACGCUGUUGAUGAUGUGGACGAACAGUCGGUCAGCAUCCGAUCCGACUGGCGUGAGGUAUGCCGGUCUCUGGGCCGCCGUGAAGGAGCCCACCCAGAUCUCCUCGGCUUCGGCGCACCCGAGGUCAUGAUCGCACUCACAAGACACGCCACAUCCCUACCAGAGCUGACGGCUCAAGUGCCACUGCUCAUCGGCAGUCCGCAGAAUAAGAUCAAGAACCGCCAGGCCCGUCUUCAUCGCCCAGCCGCGGUCUUUGGGCCAACAGAGAUCCAACACCUUCAGCGGUGUGUCAGAUGGGCGCUCAAGAACAAGACCAAGCUGACCGUCGUCAGUGGGAGCCACAGCGACCAGUGCCUGUGGCCCAACGUCGUCGCAAUCGAUAUGGGAUUCUUUGACAAGGUUCAAAUCUGCGUGGCUGAAGACGGCAAAGCAACAUGUACUCCCGAGUCCAAUGUCUUUGUCGUCGCCGAGACCGGUGCAAAGGCCGGCGACAUCAUCGAGAAGACCAUGGCAGCCGGCUUGACGGUACCCCUGGGAUCUCGCCCAAGCGUCGGCGCAGGUCUGUGGCUCCAGGGCGGGAUCGGGCAUCUGACCAGGCUGCACGGCUUGACGUGCGACUCCAUCGUCGGGGCCGUCAUGGUCAGUGUCAGCUCCGGCCAGGUUCUCUGCAUUGGCAACGUGCCAGGCCCACACCAGCCGGCCGGCUCCGAGCGUCCGGAGAACGAGGCUGAUCUGCUCUGGGCAAUACGAGGCGGCGGCACAAAUUUCGGUAUCGUGGUGAGCGUCACCUUCAAAACCUACACAAGCCCAACCUACUCGGUCCGAAACUGGAUUGUUCCUCUGAGAGGCGACAGCGAAGCGCUUCUCAAACUCGAAAUGUUCGAUGAGCUCGUCGCGGGUAAGCUUCCAAGAGACUGCUCAGCCGACGCGUACCUGUACUGGGACGUGGGACAGAUGCAUCUCGGCGUGACCAUGUAUGAAGCUUCUACCAAGGCGCCCGCCUUGCAAACAGCACAGGCCGAUCGCUUGGCUAAAGUACUGGGACAGGAAGCUUCAUCCAAGGUGGUUGAUGGCAUCGGUCUAUUCGAUACCGAGAUGUACAUGUCUGGAAUGCACGGAGGCCAUGGCGGGGGCAAGACCUCGUCGUUCAAGCGAUGCAUGUUCCUGCGACGUAUCGGAGCCGAAGCCACCGCCACUGUCUUGCAAAACGCCAUCAAAACUCGACCCUCGCCGUUCUGCUAUCUCCAUCUACUGCACGGCGGGGCGGCCGUGAUGGAUGUGGCUGCGGAUUCCAGCGCGUUUGGCUGCCGGGACUGGGACUUUGCUUGCGUAAUCACUGGCGUCUGGCCCCGAGACCAGGAUGGAAUUCAAGCUGCUGAAACCGCAAUACAGUGGGUGUAUAAUGUCGUCGGGGCCUUGCUUCCCCUGAGCACCGGUGUAUACGGCGCCGACUUGGGCCCUGAUCCUCGAGACUCUGCGCUGGCCACCAAGGCGUUUGGACCAAACCUGGCACGCCUGGCACGUCUCAAAACGAGCUCCGACCCGUACAGCAUCUUGGCCUACGCCUUUCCCCUCCCGAAGGUGCCUACAGAGCCAAAACUCAUCAUCUUGGUCACCGGGUUACAUGGCGCCGGCAAAGAUUACUGUGCCGCGAUCUGGGUCUCUGUAUUCAACAGCAGCAACCCAGCCCGCAAAUAUCCGACUGCAUGCGCAAUCGGCAUCAGCGAUGCGACCAAACGAGAAUACGCCGAGGCCACGGGUGCCGACUUUGACCGGCUUCUCUCGGACCGGCCUUACAAGGAGCAGCACAGAUCAGGAUUGAAUGCGUUUUUCAAGAGUCAGUUGCGGCGACGGCCUCGUCUCCCAGAGGAGCAUUUCCUCAAGGUGGUGCGCGACUCCGCACCCAUCGAUGUACUACUCAUAACCGGGAUGCGAGAGCAGGCCCCGGUUGCAGCCUUGUCGCACCUGGUACCAAAGAGCAAGCUGCUCGAGGUUCGCGUCACAGUAAGCGAAGAACUGCGACAGGUUCGUCGAGGGUCUCGCAAGGAUCUCGCCAUUGGUCGCGGCAACUGUGCCGCCUUGUGUGCCGCCGAGGACGGAACCGACGGCGAGGGCAUCAAACACGCCAGGCUGGGCUCGAUGACCUCGUCAGACUGCCCGGAUUUAACCUUUGAGAACGACAUUCCCGGAAGUAAAGCAGUGAAGGCUUUCGCUCAAGACAGAUUGCUGCCGCUCAUCCACGAGGACCUGCAACGACUGGUACAAAUGAUACGUUCAGUGCCAGACCACCCACGCGAGGGCAUCGAAUUCCGCCACGUGCUCGACAUCGCACAGCGCCCCGGCGGGCUCGACCUCUGCUCAUCCCUGCUGCAGAGCCACUUCGCCGGCGACUGGGCCCAAAUCGACGCGCUGGUCUGCUGCGAGGCCGGCGGCUUCCUCUUCGCAUCGGCAUUGGCGACGCGGGUCGACGUGCCCCUGGUGCUGAUCCGCGAGGCCGGCAAACUCCCGCCGCCGACCAUCUCCACGAGCAAGCUUCCUUCGCACAUCUCGUCUCCGGUACUCGCUGACUCUACAUUGGGCAGGAUAGAGAUGGACCUAUAUGCCAUCUCGCCGGGCGCGUCCGUUGUGGUCGUAGACGAUGUGCUCGCUACCGGCAGAACGCUUUGUGCAGUACUGCGACUACUCAAAAAGGCCGGUGUUCAUGAAAAGAACAUUAGCGUUAUAGUAGUCGCCGAGUUCCCUUGUCAUCGAGGGCGGGAUGUUUUGCACCAACAUGGCUUUGCAGAGACCAGCCUUCAAAAUCUUCUGGUGUUUGGUGGUCCCUAGGUAAGAGAAAGCUAAGAAUCCUGGGAGACUGUUAAGAGUAGCGUUGUUAGAGUUCCGCCAAUUUUACCUCCACCAACAACACACGCAAUAACAGUUGAAUCAAAUUCAGAAAUCAAUAUCAGAAAAGUGC